Molecule: messenger RNA, 330 nt
Organism: Suillus subaureus
Lineage: Eukaryota; Fungi; Basidiomycota; Agaricomycetes; Boletales; Suillaceae
Exons: 2
Coding region: 1-330 (109 amino acids)
Source: RefSeq, a predicted model, not a curated record
AUGGCCUAUUUUGCUUCAACACCCAAGUACAAGACCCAGGAAGCUCAUGAAGAGUAUGCUGAAGAUCAACUCCAGGACUGCCAUUUUGUGUAUGAAGAUCCUGACAAUGAAGAGCAACCUGGCGCAUUUUUAUCAGAGUAUAUCUUACACAUUCUCACCUCCCAUCUCAGCACAAUAUCUGGGAGAGUGAGGGUUGAUGAGCUGGUUGAAUUCGGGAAGCCUGGGUAUCUGACUGCACCUGCGCUUGCUGCCACAGCAGCUUCACAGGCCUUACAAGCACUCACAGGGUUUCACAAGCAUCACAAGGUUUCACAUAUUCCUCUUGUUUGA